AUGGCGUUGAAGGCAGUUGUCUACAGCCUCAGUGGCAAAUCUUGGGUGGUCGAUGGCCAGCAGGGCUGGAGCGUGUUGGAUGUGAUGAAAGCCUUGGAGGACACAUCUGGUGUGCCUCGACGAGACCAACGAUUAAUUUUGGGCGACCAAGAGUUGAAGGAAACGGAUCUGCUGAGUACUCUUGGUGAGGAAGUGCACUUGAGCUUGCUCGUGCGCAAUCCCGAGAUUGGUGACUGGCUGCAGAAGAUCAAGGCUGCGGAGUUCCCGCAGGAUCUCUUUCGAUCUGCCCCGGAGCACAUUCGGGACAACCAGGAGAUUGCUUUGGCAGUGGUUUCAAGACACGGCUUUUCGCUGAAGUUCGCAUCCCACAACCUGCGUGACGACCGCCAAGUGGUGCUGGCAGCUGUGCAGCAAACGGGUGCAGCUCUGGCCUAUGCAUCUGAGAGUUUGAAGGCGGAGAAGGACCUGGUCCUACUGGCCGUGAAGUGCCACGGAGCCGCACUGGAACAUGCCUCGCAGGACCUUCAGUCGGAUCGUGAAGUGGUGCUGGCGGCAGUUUCCAAUCAAGCGCGUGCUCUUCGCUUUGCAGCCGAGGAGCUCCGCGCGGAUGCGGAAGUGGUUGCAGUGGCCGCCCUGAAAGACGCUGCAGCACUUGCCUUCGUCACUUGUGCCAAGGUGUUAUGCAACCGUAGGGUGAUGGAGCCUGUAGUGAAGCGAAAUCCUGCUGCUCUGCAGUAUGCAGGAGAAGAGCUUCGAUGGGAUCGGGCCUUGCUUUUGCAGGCAAUUAAAAAGGACCCUUCGGCCUUGAAAUAUGUUCCAGAGGAGUUGCGUUCUCAUUGGGACUUUGGGCACCUUGGCAGUAGCCGCUAUCCGAAUGACAACGAGUAUUCGGACAAGUACCAGGAUGAGAAAUAUGAGUACCGUCAUGUGAUCCUGAACAAAGCCACUGCACAGAAAGUGUGGAGGUUGACCAAUAGCAUGGGACGUUUGAUGCAAGAGGAUGAAUGGCGGGGCGUGGGGGUGGAACAAAGUCGUGGAUGGGUUCACUAUGAGAUCCACCGUCCCGAGCCUCAUAUCCUGCUUUUUCGGCGUCAUCUGGGAACCGAUCCAACCACCGGAAAGGUCCCAGGAGCUUAA
Cladocopium goreaui is the source of this 1137-nucleotide messenger RNA. NCBI's taxonomy places the organism in Eukaryota, Dinophyceae, Suessiales, Symbiodiniaceae. The record is from the annotation of a GenBank genome assembly.